This is a messenger RNA of Juglans regia (Persian walnut), 2883 nucleotides long. Its product is annotated as YTH domain-containing protein ECT4-like. Gene Ontology annotation, biological process: mRNA destabilization. The record is from RefSeq and is a predicted model, not a curated record. Bases 250 to 2361 code for a protein of 703 amino acids. Gene Ontology annotation, molecular function: mRNA binding. NCBI's taxonomy places the organism in Eukaryota, Viridiplantae, Streptophyta, Magnoliopsida, Fagales, Juglandaceae. The transcript is spliced from 8 exons. Gene Ontology annotation, cellular component: cytoplasm.
ACAGAAAAAGAAAGAAAAAUACAGUAAAACGCUUCGUAUCGAUUGGGAAUCUCUUUCCCCUCCCAGGUUUCUACCGCCUUCUUUUCAAGUCUUCCUUUCUUUCCUUUCUCUUAGGGUUUCUUAGGUGCGUUUCCUCCGCACAGAUAAAAAAAUGUUACAGAAGAAAACCUCCUCCUCUCUCUAUAAUUGAUCCAAUUCCCCAUGGCCUGAUUCAGCUCCUCUUUUUUUUGUCUGGAGUGGCAGUCUGGAAUGGAAAUGUAUAAUUUUUCUGAACAUGGAAACACAGAGACUUAUCUGAUUCAAGGUGCUGAAUCAAACUCACACUUGACAAGUCCACUACUUGAACAAAUUGAAACUAUGUACACCGAAGGAGCCCCUGAAUUUGUUGUUGAUCAGGGCUUGUAUUAUCCUACUGCCACCAACUAUGGAUAUUAUUAUACAGGAUUUGGAUCACCCAGUGAAUGGGAGGACCACAAUAGGGUUUUUGGUGUAGAUGGUCCUGAUAUUCAGUACACGGGUGUGCAAAAUGAAAGUUCUCCAUAUGUAUAUUAUACGCCUAGCUAUGGAUAUACACAGUCGCCAUACAACCCAUACAAUCCUUACAUACCCGGUGCCAUGAUAGGUGUUGAAAGUCAAUUUGUUGGGGCACAGCAGUAUUACACUCUUCCCCCUUAUCAGAACACCGUUUCUUCGCCUGCUUAUGUUCCCUUUAUUGUUCAACCAGAUAUUGUCCCUAGUACUUCAACUGACUCGUACGAUACUGGUGCCUCGAUGAAUAGACCUGAAGGAAGAAGUGUAAAACACAACUUCAGUUCGGCUACUGGAGCCUUGCCAAGGAACUCCGUAAAAUCUAUUUCGAAUCAGAGUAAUUCUUUGGUCAGGGUAUCAGAAGGCCCAAGAGCUAAUGUUGGACCAAGCAAACAAUCUGCGAUACAUGGGACUGCUUCUGCUGGUAGUUUUGCCCCUCCAGCUACAUCACAUGUUCUUGAGGUCAGAAAUGCCUCUGGCUCAUUUCCAGCCGUAGAUAAUAUCUCCAAUGGAAAGGUUCGAGUUCAUCAAAACCAAUUGAAAGUAACUCUUCCUGUCAGCAAUGGUUUAUCUGGCUUUGGAUCAAGUGCUUAUGGACAGGCUGUAGGGGGUAAGAUUCGUUCCAAAAUCCAUGUCGGCAGAGCUCUGAAUGAUGCAUUUGGAAGCCCAGAUGCAUUGGGUGAGCAGAAUCGGGGCCCUAGAAUUAACAGAUCAAAAAGCCAGCUUGCCGGCAAAGCAUACACAGGAAGGGCAGGAGAUGGUAAUGCACAGGGAAAUAUUAUUAUCUCUAUUGAUCAGUAUAAUAAGGAUGAAUUUCCUGCUGAUUACGUGGAUGCGAAAUUCUUCAUAAUAAAAUCUUACAGUGAGGAUGAUGUACACAAGAGCAUUAAAUAUAAUGUUUGGUCAUCUACACCCCAUGGAAACAAGAAGUUGGAUAGUGCUUAUGAAGACGCACAGAGACUGGCUGCAGGGAAGCCGAGAGGCUGUCCCAUCUUUCUAUUCUUUUCUGUUAAUGCAAGUGGUCAAUUCUGUGGUGUUGCAGAGAUGGUUGGCCCAGUUGACUUCAAUAAGGAUAUGGCUUUUUGGCAGCAAGAUAAAUGGAGUGGGAGCUUCCCUGUGAAGUGGCACGUUAUCAAAGAUGUCCCAAACACCAAUUUUAGGCACAUUAUUUUAGAAAAUAAUGAGAACAAACCAGUGACUAAUAGCAGAGAUACACAAGAGGUAAUGUAUAAAAAAGGUCUGGAGAUGUUGAAAGCCUUCAAAAAUUACACGCUAAAGACCUCCUUACUUGAUGACUUCAUGUACUAUGAAAAUCGUCAGAAAAUCAUGGAGGAAGAGAAAGCCAGGUUACUUGUGAAAAGCUUCGAAGUUCCGUAUUUCGUACCUUCAUUGAAUCCCCCUCGCAGGCUAAAUGGUGUUCUUGAGCUACCUCCAAGAGAAGAUGAAAAAACUACCAAGCCCAACAAGGGUUCAAAUAGCUCAAUAAUAAAAACGGGGGUCUCUGCUCCCGAGCAGAUUUCUUCUAAUUCUUUUGUUAUCAACCCAAGUAUUGGAGAUGGAAAUGCUGAGCAAAUUGCAGUCGAGACAAAAACUGAUGUAGUAUCUACUUUAAAGAUUGGUUCACUUACCAUAAGCCCAAAGCAAGCUGAGCCUAAGCCCUUGCCAGCUGCUAAUACUGAACCUGCUGAUAUUGUCAAAGUAGGCUCAGUGCCCAUCAAAGUUAAUGGAUUUGCAGAAGCUGGUUUUCUAACAGUUGGGACUAUUCCCCUCGAUCGUAGGCCUCUGCAGCUUGACAAGGGGGGUGCUUCUGUUAACAAUGGAUCCCAACGUUGAUGAAUGGCAGAGGUUUUUCACAGCGUUAGUUAUUUUGUGAAACUAUUGUGUCGGAGGAUGCUCUACCUUUUGUGCAGAAAGACUAAUGUUCAACAUUGAGGAUAUCAUACUCAAUAGUGGUUUUAUGAGCUGGUGAAUUGCAAUACAUGUUUCAGAUCAUCAUGAUUUGGUUUUCAUUCGCUCCACGUUUGCUGCAGUUGUUUUGAUCGACACUUAUACGGACGUCUUGAUUUUCUGUGAGGUAAGGCUUCCUUUUGUUGCUCUGCCCAAAUCAAGUUCAAAUACUUUGUAAUCUUUUCUUUCGGAAUUAUUUUUCCGUCUCUUCCACUAAUAUAUUCAAGAUUUAGGGAAAAAAAAAAAAAGAAUUCUCUUUGUUGGUCAAUUCGCAAUCCUGUGUAAUGUUUGUCAAUUAACUCGUUUAGACACAUAAAAUUGUUGUUUGGUACGGUAAUGGAGUUGGACAUAUUCCUCUUGUUUCAUUUUUUUCAUUAACAUUUGAAUGCAAUGUGUCCAAUAUAGUUA